AUGCUGACCGCCGCCCUCCUGCUCGUCGCCUGCGAACGCGAGGCGUAUUUUCGGCUCCCGACGCGGUGGUUCUCCGAGCGGGAGGCGGCGCUGCUCACCACGGCGCUGAUCAACGCGGCGAUCGCGAUCGGCUGCGGCCUCCUCUUCUUCGGCCUCCGCCACGCCUCGCCCACCAUCCGGCUCCGGGUCUACUCGCCGCUUGCCGGCUCGUGGAGCGGCGCGAGCGGCGGCGCCGAGCCGUGGCCGCCCGACGUCUGGAUCGGCGGGCUGCGGUGGCUGCUGUGGCCGCCUCGCUGGGCGCCCGAGUCGCGGUACACGCUCGAGCUCUGCAUGAUGAUCCGCUUCCUCUCCAUGAACUUCAGACUCUUCGCCCUCUUCGCGCCACUCGCCUUCCUUGUCUUGUUGCCGGAGGGGAAGGACUACAUUGGCGGGCUCGAGGCGCUCUCCCUCAACCACCUCCCGCCCGGUCAGCACACGCAGAUGCGGAAGACUCAGACGCACUUCUCGCUCCGCGCCUCUCCUGCCGCGCACAUCCAUUGGUACCUGCUCACGCUGCUGUACCUGUCGCUCCUGCGGCGCGAGUGGCCCGUCUACGCGCGGCUCCGACACAUGUGGGACGCGCAGCCGGCGCCGCACCGCUACGCCGUCCUGCUGCGCGUGUCGCCCGCCGCCACGCCGCCGAGCGUGCUCGAGGAGCGGCUCGCCGCCCUCUUCCCUGGCGAGCGGCUGACUUACCCGUACAAGUACUCGCGGGCGAUGAUGGUGAUCAACAUCGGAGUGAUGUACGCCUGCAUCGCGCCGCUCGUCUUCUUCAUCCUUCUGUGGCUGGUGGUGAUCGUGCCCAUCUGGAGCUACAACCUGCAGUAC
Emiliania huxleyi CCMP1516 is the source of this 867-nucleotide messenger RNA. RefSeq lists its product as hypothetical. The transcript is spliced from 6 exons. The annotation marks the transcript as partial. NCBI's taxonomy places the organism in Eukaryota, Haptophyta, Isochrysidales, Noelaerhabdaceae. The record is from RefSeq and is a predicted model, not a curated record.